AAACAAAGUUACAGCGUGACGGAACUUCAUUUUUUGUCAUUAUAAUUAAUAAUUUCACAGAAAUUAAAAAUAAUUCUAUUUAAUUAUUACUGUCCAACCUUAGUUCAGCGGUCACUAAAUGUAAAACAUCCGGAUGUCAGUGAUGUCACAGAGAGCAGAUUCAGUGUUUGUCUCGUCUCUCGGUAAAGGAGACAGUUUACAUCAACAAGUUUUAGCAGCGUUUCCUUUGUGUCAGAUCUCAGAGGAGGAUUUGAUCCAGAAUCCUCAGUUCUGUAAGUUACUGGCGACUCUGUCCCAACAUGUGGACCGAACUGGACUCACACAGCACCUCAGGAGGGAUCGAGAGAAGGCCGAGCGUGAGCUGCACACUCAGAGGUUGGGAUGGCUGCGUUUGGAGAGCGUUCAUCGGGUUCUUCGAGAAAUCAUCCAGGAGAAUCGCUUCAGUAAAGCCUCCAGCACUCUGACAGCGGAGGACAAGUUCUACAGCACGCUGGAGCAGUGUUUGAUGGUGGCUCAGUGUGUGAAACAGAUGGACGUCAGCUCUGAUAGCAGUGAAGAUCACAGCGGUGUUCUGGGACUGACUGCAGAAAGAGUCAAGAGACAAAUGCCUCCUGAACAGGAGGUUUUAGAGAUGAAGCAGAGGUUGCCAUCAGAACUCCUGCAGCAUCUGAAGAAGAAGGCCGUCAGUAUCCUGACAUACUAUCAGCCAGAGUGGGAGAAUGAAAGCGAGGGUCUCAGGAGUGUGAAGCUUUCCAAACUUCCUGAACUGCUGGACACUGAACAAAAGAGAGCCAAGAGCCUUACAGAGAAAAACCGAGAGAACGGCACAUUACUGCAGCGACAAACACACACGUACCUGUCUGAGCUGCUGAAGUGCAUGAACAUCCUUCAGUGUCUCAUCCUGGAUCUCCGGCUGAAGGCUCAGAAAGAUCUAGACAGGAAGAAGAUUGAGUACUUUGAGGCCAAAUGUGAGAUUGGUUUGCAGAAGAUCAGGGCCGAGAUGCUUGAAGUUCAGCUGGACACAUACACAAGAGACAAGAUAGCGGCUCAUAAGAAAAUAACGGAGAAGCUGAAAGUGGAGCUGAAAUCCUCAGAGGUGGACAAACAGGCGGUGGAGUCUAAGCUGGCCUCCUUUGAGAUCUACGGCAAGGACUUUGAGGCUCUCGCUGAGGAAUAUUCAAGACUACAACAGGAAAUCGGCACUAAAUCUUGGGCGCUGAAGGAAUUCUCCACAUAAUUGACUGAAUUAGCUCAACAUUAAGCUAGUGUUCUGUAAUGCUAGUCAAAUCUCAUAUACUCAUCAGUUCUGUCAUGUAAUUCAUUUGAAUCCUGCUUUUGAAAUCAUAUAUUCUUGAUCAUUUAAUAUUAUUUUACUAAUUAACCAGUCCAAAUCAACAAGUCCAAGUUUAGUCAAAAUUGACUGUCCGCUUCUAUGUCAAUAAAUAAGUCAAACUUGAUUUGUUUUCUUUAUUCUUAUUGUUAUUUU
Messenger RNA from Labeo rohita (rohu), 1486 nucleotides. RefSeq names its product HAUS augmin-like complex, subunit 4 (gene haus4). The record is from RefSeq and is a predicted model, not a curated record. Gene Ontology annotation, cellular component: HAUS complex. Gene Ontology annotation, biological process: spindle assembly; centrosome cycle. The transcript has 10 exons. Gene Ontology annotation, molecular function: microtubule minus-end binding. The coding region runs from base 134 to 1237 and encodes 367 amino acids. Lineage: Eukaryota; Metazoa; Chordata; Actinopteri; Cypriniformes; Cyprinidae.